Capra hircus (goat) is the source of this 1163-nucleotide messenger RNA. It is a transcript of the gene AZU1, whose product is annotated as azurocidin 1. Gene Ontology annotation, biological process: proteolysis. Gene Ontology annotation, molecular function: serine-type endopeptidase activity. Bases 289 to 1029 code for a protein of 246 amino acids. The record is from RefSeq and is a predicted model, not a curated record. Gene Ontology annotation, cellular component: azurophil granule. The transcript is spliced from 5 exons. Lineage: Eukaryota; Metazoa; Chordata; Mammalia; Artiodactyla; Bovidae.
UGGUGGGCCCCAGUGCUCAGGCUAGGAAGCUGGGCAGAGCCAUGGGUGGCGGCUGUGUGGUGGCCUGACCCACACCGAGGGGUGGCCCAGUAUCCAGAGGGGAAGACAGAGGGUGCAGUUUAGCACUUGGAGGGUGCAGGCAGGUUCCAGGAGCGGCCAGCUGGGGAGGUUUUGGGCAACUUCCUCUGCUCCCGCCGGGAGGGGCUGGGCCUGGGUGGGUGUGCGCUAACGGUUGAGGCCCCAGGGUAUAAGGGCGCCCUGUCCCCAGCCACCCUCAGCAGCCCCGUCAUGACAGCACUCAGACUCCUGGCUGUGCUGGCCAGCCUGCUAGCAACCUCCAGGGCUGGCUCGGCCCCUCUGGUGGACAUAGUGGGCGGCAGGAAGGCCCGGCCGCAGGAGCUCCCGUUCCUGGCUUCCAUCCAGAACCAAGGGAGGCACUUCUGUGGGGGCGCUCUGAUCCACCCCAAGUUUGUCCUGACAGCAGCCAGCUGCUUCCAGAGCCGGAACACUGGGAUUGCCACCGUGGUGCUGGGUGCCUAUGACCUGAGGCGUCGGGAGCGGGCCCGGCAGACUUUCUUCAUCAGGAGCGUCAGUGAGAAUGGCUAUGACCCCCAGCAGAAACUGAACGAUGUGCUGCUGCUGCAGCUGGACCGUCAGGCCAACCUCAACAGCGGCGUGGCACUGGUACCACUGCCAGAGCAGAACGCCACGGUGGAAGCCGGCACCAGGUGCCAGGUUGCAGGCUGGGGCGCCCAACGGCAUAGAGGGCGUCUCUCCCGAGUUCCAAGGGUCCUCAAUGUUACCGUGACACCUGCAAACCAGUGUCGCCCCAACAACGUGUGCACUGGUGUCCUCACCCGACGGGGUGGCAUCUGCCAGGGGGACGGCGGCACCCCUCUCGUCUGCAACGGCCUGGCACAUGGCGUGGCCUCCUGGUCCCGGGGGCCCUGCGGUAGGGGAACCGACUUCUUCGCGCGUGUGGCCCUCUUCAGGAACUGGAUUGACUCAGUUAUAAACCAGCCGGCCUGACGGACCCUGCCCAGCCUGCAGGGGGCGCUGCGCAGCCAGAGCUCAGCCCCCACCUGCACUCAGCCUGUCCAUCCCGAGGCCCCACCCCGGGCCCCUGCGGUUGUGACUCUAAUAAAGGAUCUGUCCCCUUUCUG